AUGAGACACGAAGCUCCCAUGCAGAUGGCCUCUGCCCAAGAUGCCAGGUAUGGCCAGAAAGACUCCUCUGAUCAGAACUUUGACUACAUGUUCAAACUGCUCAUCAUUGGCAAUAGCAGCGUGGGGAAGACAUCCUUUCUCUUCCGUUAUGCGGAUGACUCCUUCACAUCUGCGUUCGUCAGCACAGUCGGGAUCGAUUUCAAAGUCAAAACUGUGUUCAAAAAUGAAAAGAGAAUUAAGCUCCAGAUUUGGGACACAGCAGGCCAGGAAAGAUACAGGACUAUCACCACAGCCUAUUAUCGCGGGGCCAUGGGCUUUAUUUUAAUGUAUGACAUCACAAAUGAAGAAUCCUUCAAUGCAGUACAGGACUGGUCAACUCAAAUCAAAACGUACUCAUGGGAUAAUGCCCAGGUUAUCCUGGUUGGGAACAAAUGUGACAUGGAAGAUGAGCGAGUCAUCUCAACCGAGAGGGGCCAACAUUUAGGAGAACAGCUUGGAUUUGAAUUUUUUGAAACAAGUGCCAAGGAUAACAUUAAUGUCAAGCAGACAUUUGAGCGCCUCGUGGAUAUCAUCUGUGACAAGAUGUCCGAGAGCCUGGAGACGGAUCCAGCCAUCACUGCCGCAAAGCAGAACACAAGACUCAAGGAAACCCCUCCUCCACCACAGCCCAACUGCGGCUGUUAG
Messenger RNA from Rangifer tarandus platyrhynchus (Svalbard reindeer), 684 nucleotides. Lineage: Eukaryota; Metazoa; Chordata; Mammalia; Artiodactyla; Cervidae. The record is from the annotation of a GenBank genome assembly.